Messenger RNA from Clarias gariepinus (North African catfish), 1565 nucleotides. RefSeq names its product BAALC binder of MAP3K1 and KLF4 b (gene baalcb). Gene Ontology annotation, cellular component: cytoplasm. Bases 382 to 927 code for a protein of 181 amino acids. The transcript has 4 exons. NCBI's taxonomy places the organism in Eukaryota, Metazoa, Chordata, Actinopteri, Siluriformes, Clariidae. The record is from RefSeq and is a predicted model, not a curated record.
UACUGUUGGGGGAAAAUAGCACCGCUGUAAUGCACAUCUGGCAAGAAUGUAGCAUAAAACGUCAUACUACGUGAGUGAUCGUUUUUUCCCCCAAUGUAGGAAACAGCACGUUGGUCAGUGUGUAAAUUGAAGUGCCAUUAGAUCAAUGGAGAAAUCAACAAAUGCAACAUAAUGCAACAAAUCAAGAACACUGGAGACUUCACACCCACACAACAUUGUCUCCUAAGAUCUUACAAACUGAAUGCAUAUAUCCAUUAAAAGAGACUGCUGCCUGUAAUUUUUCUUUAAAGAAUCAACUUCAUAUUAAAUUAAAUAAUGAACAGCUGUUGAGUACCACUAGUUAUUUCUUCUGGUGCAUCCCUGAUUCCUGGAAAAAACAACAUGGGUUGUGGAGGCUCUAGGACAGAUGCCUUGGAACCACGCUACCUGGAAAGCUGGACCAAAGAGACAGAAUCUACUUGGCUGACCAGCACAGAUACAGACAUCCCACUGUCUUCAAUCCACAACAUCCCCUCAGAGACCUCUUCCGAGGUUGCGUUUGCAUCAGAUAAAACCACCAAUUCUGAUAUUUUCGAUGAUGGCCUACCAGCUCCUGCUCAGGCAUACCUGAAGGUGUGUUCUGCCAUGUCUGAAGUUAGUCUUAAUGAUGUGAAAAGUGGCAGUCCUCAUGCUAUAUUGGUCUCCCAAGAACAGGAAGGGCUGCCCUCAUCGCCAGGCACCACACUGCAGAAGAGAAGCGUUGUUCGCACUGAAGAGAUUUGGCAGGACAACAGGAUGUCCACUAAGCAGGUGACCAUCACAGUAACUCAGAGUAUUCGUCAAGUGGACAAGAGUGGGAAGAUCAAAGAAAAAACUCACACUACUUUUGAGGUCAUGAAACCUCGGGAUUGUUUGAAGGAACCAGAAGCAGAAUCUGUUCUGAAGUGAUACAAGAACUCAACUUAGAGACUGACAUGAAAAGAUUUACAGUAUGUCAAACAUCAGUCUUUUAAAAACUGGGAUGAACAGAAGACAACAUGAAACCAAAAGAGAGGUCUGAUUUCUGGCAGAAGAACAGGUCUGUUAAAAAAAAAAAAAAAAAGCUUUUUAGGAUUAUGUAGUUUUGUGUGAUACAAGAUGCUCACUAUUUUUAUCAUUCUCCACUGCCAUGUCUUCAUUGUAAUAGGUGCAAUGGAGUUGUAUCCUGCAAAAAAAAAAAAAAAAGGGUAGAUUCGUGACAAUCAAAGCACCAAAAAGCCUCUAAAGCUAUUAACAUGGACUGUUCAAGUCAAACAGGAUUGCGCAGAAUAACAGAACAGUUAUAAAGAGCGUAAAACUACCUUUAUUUUUUCUAUAAUCCACUGCUACACUUAUGCGCUUAUCCCAGCAUUUUCUUGAUACGCCAGAGCCAUCAUCAGCCUCACAGGAGUUCCUGUUAUGUGCAAGUAGUGUUGGUGAAUGAUUGGGUACAUUUCCCACAGACAGAUGCGUUUCUUGCACGAGUUAGCGACAAGUUAUUUGUCGAUUUUCAAGAAUCAGGAAUUAUACUUGCUGAAUGUUUACAGGAACAACUGUACGGCCUUCUU